Molecule: messenger RNA, 2250 nt
Organism: Myotis brandtii (Brandt's bat)
Lineage: Eukaryota; Metazoa; Chordata; Mammalia; Chiroptera; Vespertilionidae
Gene: TMEM132A
Product: transmembrane protein 132A
Exons: 12
Source: RefSeq, a predicted model, not a curated record
UCAGUUUCCUCCUCUGUGCAGUGGAGACCCUCCACGCCCCAGGCUGGGCGUGUAUCACCCUCCUUCCUCCGCUCCCCUUGGCGCUGUGCCCCCCCAGCUCUGCAGCUCUUGCCAUCUCUCUGUCCCUCUCGCUCCUCAGUGGGCUGUGACCAGGGCCCCCCGGACCCCGUGUACCUGCCGGCAGCCCUGGAGCUCCUGGACGCCCCCGAGCACUUCCGCGUGCAGCAGGUGGGCCGCUAUCCGCCCGCCAACUCCUCCCUGGGCUCCCGGUCCGAGACCUUCCUGCUCCUGCAUCCCUGGCCCAGGGCCCAGCCGCUCCUCCGGGCCUCCUACCCGCCCUUUGCCACUCAGCAGGUUGUCCCUCCUCGGGUCGCCGAGCCCCACCACAGGCCAGUCCCGUGGGACGUGCGGGCCGUGUCGGUGGAAGCGGCGGUGACGCCAGCAGAGCCCCACGCCCGAGUGCUCUUCCACCUCAAAGGGCAGGACUGGCCGCCGGGGCCUGGCAGCCUGCCCUGUGCCCGGCUCCACGCCACGCACCCGGCAGGCACAGCUCACCGCGCCUGCCGCUUCCAGCCAUCCCUGGGCGCCUGCGUAGUGGAGCUGGCGUUCCCCUCCCACUGGUUCUCCCCGGGCUCCUCGCGGGCCGAGCUGGCCUUGGGCAGUGUGGAGCUGCGCCCGGCGGACCCCCCCCAGUACCAGGAGGUGCCCUUGGAUGAGGCAGUGACUCUGCGGGUGCCCGACGCGCCCCUGCGGCCUGGCCAGCUCUUCAGUGCCACCCUCCUGCUUCGCCACAACUUCACGGCCAGUGUCCUGACCCUGCGCAUCAAGGUGAAGAAGGGGCUGCAUGUGACGGCCGCCCGCCCAGCCCAGCCCACCCUCUGGACCUCCAAGCUGGACCGCUUCAAGGGCUCCAAGCACCACACCACCCUCAUCACCUGCCACCGCGCUGGGCCCACAGGACCCGACGCCAGCAGCCCCCGCGAGCUGUCCGAGUUCCUGUGGGUGGACUUUCUGGUGGACAAUGGCACUAGCGGGGGCCUGGCAGUCACUCGCCCUGUCACAUGGCAGCUGGAGUACCCAGGCCAGGCUCCUGAAGCAGAGAAGGACAAAAUGGUGUGGGAGAUCCUGGUAUCGGAGCGGGACAUACGAGCCCUCGUCCCACUGGCCAAGGCCGAGGAGCUGGUGAACACAGCACCGCUGACCGGAGUGCCGCGGCGGGUCCCCGUGCGCCUGGUCACCGUGGACAGCGGGGGGGCUCUGGUGGAGGUGACAGAGCACAUUGGCUGUGAGUCGGCCAAUGCCCAGGUCCUGCAGGUAUCCGAGGCCUGUGACGCUGUGUUCGUGACGGGCAAGGAGAGUCGGGGCGCUCGAGGGGUGCGGGUGGACUUCUGGUGGCGCCGGCUGCGGGCCUCGCUGCGGCUGACCAUCUGGGCCCCGCUGCUGCCCCUGCGCAUCCAGCUGACGGACACCACCCUGGAGCAGGUCCGCGGCUGGAGGGUGCCCAGCCCGGCGGAGGGGGGUCUGGUGUUGGAGCAGGGAGGGUGGGGGGGCAGCCUGUGCGGGUGCUGGGAGCAGACACCUGACCCCUUUGUGGGCUGCUGGGGUCGCAGAGGGCAAAGGCUGCCUGUGUAUGCGGACCCCACCGCCGGCCCUUGUCACCCUCAGGUGCGGUCCCCCCUGUCUGACUCCAUCCUGGGGGAGCAGGCGCUGGCCGUGACAGAUGACAAGGUCUCGGUGCUGGAGCUGCGGGUGCAGCCGGUCAUGGGCCUAUCACUGGCCCUGAGCCGGGGCACCGCCCACCCGGGGGAGGUCACAGCCACGUGCUGGGCGCAGUCAGCCCUUCCCGCCCCAAAGCAGGAGGUGGCCCUGUCCCUGUGGCUGUCCUUCUCCGACCACACCCUGGCCCCCGCCGAGCUCUACCCCCACCAGGACCUGGGACUCUCUGUCCUGACGGGUGUGGGGGGCAGCGGGCGUGUGAGGGGCAAGUUUGAGCUGACAGAAGAGGCCGGGCAGGAGGAGGAGGGAGGAGCCAGAAGCUAGGAGGAGGAGGGGGAAGAGGAGGAGAUGGUCCCCGCCCCUCGGCGGGUCACCAACCUGGAGCUGGGCAUGUACGCCCUGCUGGGCAUCUUCUGCCUGGCCAUCCUCAUCUUCCUGGUCAACGGGGUGGUGUUUGUGCUGCGCUACCAGCGCAAGGAGCCCCCCGACAGCGCCCCGGACCCCGCCUCCCCGCAGCCCCACAACUGGGAGUAG